AUGCUGGGAGACAAGAAGAAGUCCUCUCGUCGGUUGUCGAGUUUGUUCGGAUCGUCUGGGUCGUCCGAGCCGUCAGGGUCUACAAACAAUGCGAAGUUGAGCCCAACCCCUGCGUCAUCAGAGUCCAGCAGCCGCUUGACCAAAGUGCGCAAUCGCCUCUCUUCAGCGACACACCUCACGCCCGAAUAUCCUCCACCCGCCGCUCAGUCACCACGCGCGGUGUCUCUCUCCAACCCCACCAUCCAGCCGGUCGUGCCUGCCGAUCUUGAGCCCCUCGAGCCACCGCCGCCGCUGGAGGUGCCGUCGCGCGCAUCGUCACCAGCCAGUAGCCGACCCGGAACGCCGAGCUUAGACCCAUCCGAAGGAAAACUGAAGAAGCUGCGCAGGAAGAGCGGUCUGUUUGGCGGCCCACCCGGCGGCAUUGAGGGGGUAGACGCUGCGUCUGGCGCACCACAGGGCAAUGCGAGCCCGCUGGCAUGGAUCGUCGGACACAAGGGCAAGGUGCCAUACAACCUGACGUUCCUGCUGAACGGCGAAAAGGUCCCUGAACUCUGGGACGACGCUGGAGACACGUUUGUCUACCUCUUUCCCCGCACCUCUGACAAGGGCCCUUCCUUCCGCAUCGACUCGUCCGUAUACGCAGCAUCGCACCUGCUCACUCGCCUCGUUCAUGGCAGCCUCUACAGCGACGCAAACGUACCCCCGCUCGACCUAGUAGACCGGACAUCGCGACGCGUGUCACGAGAGCCAUUUGGUGAACAGUCGCGGACUGCAUCGCCCGACCAGAGCCAGAUAGGAAGCUCGGAUGAAUCCAUAUCCAAGGGGUCCAGAGCGCUAAGCGACGCCCUGGAGGACGAGUACACGGAGAAGCACCUGUACAUGCCCAUCUCCCUGAGCUCCGACUCUGCCAUCACCCCUCACGAGCCCCGGCUCGACGCAAACGAUACCGACACGUUGGUUACCUACCGCAACUUCUUCGCCUUCCUCAUCGGACAGUCGCUGGUCGCUACCGAGCGUCACUCAGACAUCUUCGACAUCUUCCUGCGGAUUGGAGACAUACUGUCGCACUAUGCCUUUUCCAACGUCGACGGAUCUACCUUUGGCGAGGUUGCUGCGUCGAGCUUUGACUGCUACGUUGACGAAUUGACCCUCGCAGACGUCCGCCACAGCCGCGAGAAGACUAUAGAAGCCAUUGUGCUAGGAGAAAAGUUGCGCUCGAUGGCACUAUACACCGAGGGUUUCGUCCACGCUGCCGGAAAGUACAACAGCGUCAAAGAACUCGACUCGCCUAAAUUUGGCAUGAUCAGCCCAAAGAGUUCUACGCGACUUGCCCGAGCUGCUAUGGAUCUGGAAAACCGCGAGCAAACCAUCAAUCACAAGCUCAAGGACUUUGAGUUUCCGCAUAUCUUCUCUGGCAUUAUGAACAGCGCAAUGGCAAGCGAGGGCAAGGUCAUUAGCUUCAAGAAGUGGAGGGCUGCCUUUAUGACUAUCAAGUCUUUCGUCAUGGACUACUAUAGGCACAAAUACGGCUCAUGGCUACCAAAGGCCAAGUCAAAGAAGAACAACUUGACUACAAGUGGUCUUAACCGACUGGUCUUACUAGAGAUCUAUCGCGACAUGGCUAGUCUGUAUGAUCUCCUCGUGGAUAGGAAGAACUUGACAAACCGUACUGCCGACGGCUUUAUUGCAGAAGACGAAGGAACAGACAUCGAAUCCGUUGUUGCGCGUGCGCUGAGGAAGGUUCUGAGCGAAUAUGACCGCAGCACACCACCAGUCGCGCCACCGAUUCCUUUUGACCUACCACUCUACCCCAUUUCACAGAACGCAAAGACAGGCGACGCGAAGAAAGACGCAAAAGCGCGAGGGAAGAAACUGCACAAGGAUGAAGUCGCCAAGCUACUAAAGCAAUCGCACAACGCCGAUGCUGAACAACAAACACCGUUCCUAGAAGCAUUCCGCACAUUCGAGUUCAAACAAGCCACCGGCUCCAACAUGGACGACAUGUGGGACAUGCGAUCAGGCCAAUGGCUCUUCCUAUACGCCGUAAUCCAGUCCCUACCCAUGUUAGUCGUCGACGCACCCGGCGUGCGCUUCACCGAAGGCGUAGAAUACUUCCUAUGCGAAGUUCCACGCAGCGGCGUCCCCUGGGCCCGAGAAGACACAACCCGCUCGCGAACCUGGUUCGGAGUCGCAGGUGGCGCGCAAGUCGUGUCCCUACCCACCGACGUUGUCGAGCACGGCGUCGAAGGCACAUUCCGCCGCUCGCACUGCUGGAAGAAGGCUCAGCAGUGGGCUGCAGACGAUACUCUGCUCAACGCCGCGAUGCAGGAAUUGAAUGCGAAUGCCUCUCCGUUACCACCGCCGCCCGGUCUUCUUGAUCCUGGUGCGGCUGCUCGUGCGCGAAGUCAGAGCCCGGAUCGAAGGCGGGAAAGCGUUAUGAAUCUCGGGUUGGAGGCGUUGCCGCUGCCGCCUGGUGUUGCGCCGCCGAUGCCCAUGGGCAGCCCGAAUUUGAGACCGGCGAGCAAUCACGAUCCUAACAAGACUUUCGAUGAUAUAUUAGGAACGUCGGCGUCAGACAAUGGGAAGAAGAACAAGAAGAAGAAAUGA
This is a messenger RNA of Alternaria conjuncta, 2607 nucleotides long. RefSeq lists its product as uncharacterized. The coding region runs from base 1 to 2607 and encodes 868 amino acids. The record is from RefSeq and is a predicted model, not a curated record. The transcript has 2 exons. Lineage: Eukaryota; Fungi; Ascomycota; Dothideomycetes; Pleosporales; Pleosporaceae.